Messenger RNA from Penicillium psychrosexuale, 345 nucleotides. RefSeq lists its product as uncharacterized. Bases 1 to 345 code for a protein of 114 amino acids. The transcript is spliced from 2 exons. The record is from RefSeq and is a predicted model, not a curated record. Lineage: Eukaryota; Fungi; Ascomycota; Eurotiomycetes; Eurotiales; Aspergillaceae.
AUGGUAGAUAGUAUCAUCAUCGAAAAAGAAAGAUCCGAACCAGAGGAUAAGUCUCUAUACAAAACAUACCACAUUAGCAGAGCACUAAGGCAGAUCUCCAGACGCCCAGUUAGCCGCACAUUUAGACAAUUCAGAAGGAAGCUACUAAUCAAAGCUUUCCACUAUAACAACGAGCUAUUAGCUAGAAAAACAUCGGAAUACAGCUUAAUAAGCGAUGGUAUCUUAAUCUACCAUACUCCACCUGGCCAUACUAAGAUAAAUGGUUAUACAGAAAGGUCUAGUAGGAUGAUUAUUACCUAUAUACAAAUGCUCUCGAUUAAAGGAAAGCUUCCUAAAGAUCUAUAG